This is a messenger RNA of Atta colombica, 1642 nucleotides long. RefSeq names its product tetraspanin-33-like. Gene Ontology annotation, cellular component: membrane. The coding region runs from base 196 to 1032 and encodes 278 amino acids. Gene Ontology annotation, biological process: protein maturation; protein localization to plasma membrane. The record is from RefSeq and is a predicted model, not a curated record. Lineage: Eukaryota; Metazoa; Arthropoda; Insecta; Hymenoptera; Formicidae. The transcript is spliced from 5 exons.
CCUGGGAAAACCAUGAGAAACGUUCGUAAUGGCGGAAAGGGUAGAAAUUGUUAAAGUAUGUAUCGAAACAAGUUGUCCCUCAUCGCCGUGAGUGGAGAUAACGAGUAAAACAACGUUCAAAUUACGCUGUACGGAGAGUUCUCUUCGGAGACAUCAAUCGUUUUGUGAAAUUCGUCGUAUACUCGCCGCCACACAAUGAUGAAUCAUCGCAGACGUAGCAACAAUUUCACGUAUGUCAGUUCGUGCGUGAAGUACAUGAUCUUCAUGCUGAAUUUCGUCUUUUGGCUGUUUGGUGGACUGCUAAUCGGCGUAGGUCUCUAUGCAUUUGUGGAUAAAUGGCAGGCAACUGGCUCUGUCAGGGUGGAAAAUGUCUACGAUGUAGUCUUGAACAUUUCUCUUGUGAUGCUGAUAGCUGGUGGAGUAGUCUUUGUUGUUAGUUUUGCAGGAUGCGUAGGAGCUCUUCGUGAAAAUACAUGCCUUCUUAAAUUUUAUUCGCUAUGUCUUUUGGUGUUCUUCCUCUUGGAGAUGGGUGUGGCGAUCGUUGGUUUUGUAUUCCCGCACACAUUGCAAUCUCUUUUGGAAGAGUCAUUCACGGACAAAAUAAUUCAGACGUAUAGAGAAGAUCCAGAUCUGCAAAAUUUCAUCGAUUUUGGCCAACAAGAAUUCAAGUGUUGUGGUUUGAGUCAAGAAGGAUACUUAGAUUGGGGGAAGAAUGAAUAUUUUAAUUGCACCAGCCCUAGCGUAGAACGUUGCGGUGUACCGUUCUCUUGUUGCAUAAAUGCCACUGAUAUAUCCAGCGGACUUGUAAAUAUAAUGUGUGGCUACAAGGUCCAGAUGUUACCAGUGUCUGAAGCGAGUAAAAAGGUUUGGACCAGUGGAUGUAUCGAAAUUGUACGUAGCUGGGCGGAACGUAAUCUCUACACUAUAGCUGGCAUUGCUCUAGGCAUUGCGCUCAGCCAGCUCUUUGUGAUCUACCUUGCAAAAACGCUGGAGGGUCAGAUCGAGCUGCAGAAGUCCCGCUGGCAUUCCUGAGCUUGACUUCAGGCCACCUACCGUUACCAGAUACAUUCUGCAGCCAACAGGCAGGUGGCCAGUGGCGGACGAUCGCGCGGUUCGCAGGAGACAGAGACAAAUAUAAAUGCGCGAAUGGCAUUGCUCGUCCUUUUCGCGAUCUCUUUAUACAUACUGUGCAUUUUGUCCCUCAUCAAACUCGUCCUUUAUUUCAAGAAUUUCUUUCACAUGUACGUGAGUAAAGGAUAAUACAUCAUCGGCGGUCAAUAAGCCUUCUUCGUAAGCUAGAGGAUAUAUUCGUGAUAAAAGGUAUCGAUAAAAAUCUUGCAUAAAGAUUAUAUACACACGCGAGUGCAGAAUGGUGUCCUGUGCGUUUACAAUAGUAAAAGCUCUUUUUUUUUUAUACUCAGGAAAAUAUACCUUUUCGCUAUCUUAAUUAAUUGCAUGAUUCAAAUACUUUGCGCUUACAUCGAUGAGUUACGUGUCGUGCGAUCAUGUUCUUGUGAAUGUUGCACGGGACACGAUUAGUGCACUCGUCUGGUAACAUGCGACUGGUAAUUCGAAUUAAAGACAAAAGUGAGAGAGAUAUUUAAUUCCAUGAUAAAUUUUGUAAUAUGUAUUUCAUGAACAU